AUGGGCUCCUUCAUGUCAAAGCCUCCGACGCCCCUCGAGUAUCCCGGCGGCACCUACGUGCUCAUUGUGAGCUGGCGUAACGACGGCAGGGAUGGCGAGAACGCUAUGCUGAUGGGACGAGCUUGGGAAGAGACACAGGCCAAUGUCACGUACAUAGACGAUGGCAACUACACCGAUCCUGUAGAGGGCGAAGAGGAGAAAGUAACGGUCAGAGGGGCUAUAUGGGACUGGUAUGUGAGGUCGGAUCAGGCGAAUAUGGAGGCACCCAAGCGUUUGCUGGUUCUGUGCUUCUUUGGCCAUGGCAAGAUAGUCCGUCCUAAGUCUUCGCCCACGGAAGUGGCGCUCUGGGACGGCAAGCACAUCUUCGGCAUGACCGAUAUAGCACAAAGCAUGCGAACUUUGUGCCACUCUGACGUCCUUUUCGUUCUCGAGUGCUGCUUUGCAGGCUACUUGGGAGUAUGGGAUCUCUGGGAAGUCGACCGCGAGAACUACUGCUUCGAGUGGGGCAUGAAGAUGGAGGUGCUGGCUGCCGGUCCUAAGGCCAUAUACACGGGUAGCAAGGAGCUGGACUUCUCGUGGAGGCUGCGAAGGGAGUUGAGGAAGAGGGGAAGGCAGAAUGUAAUGGAGAUCUUCCACAAGAUACUGAAUUGGGAGCUUGCCGACGCGCCGGGGUACUACAGGCAGUUUUCGGGCAAUGGGUCGAUGAUCCUGGAAGAUUUGUGGCGAGGUGAGGAGAGAGAGGAGCAAGUAGAGCUGGAAGAAGAGCCGGAGUCAGAGCAGCAAGUAGAGCCGCAGGAGCGGCAGGAGUCAGAGCAGCCGCAGGAGAGUGACGAAGAUGAGGACGAGGAGAGCAGAAGUGAGAAUGAGGAUGAAGGCGAGGAUGAGGACGAAGAUGAGACGGAGACUGAGGAGUACAGUGGCGGCACGCUUCAUGACGAAUGA
Recurvomyces mirabilis is the source of this 942-nucleotide messenger RNA. RefSeq lists its product as uncharacterized. NCBI's taxonomy places the organism in Eukaryota, Fungi, Ascomycota, Dothideomycetes, Mycosphaerellales, Teratosphaeriaceae. The coding region runs from base 1 to 942 and encodes 313 amino acids. The record is from RefSeq and is a predicted model, not a curated record. The transcript is spliced from 2 exons.